CCUAGAGUAGUUACACGUUCUGCCGCAUAGCACUAGGCGGCGGCAAACGUUUCCUGUAAACAUUCAAAACAGCGCUUCGCUUGAAUGUUGUUGGUUGUUAGAUGUUUCUGUCGGCUUCAACUAGUUUAGUGAGCUGUGAAUACCGCCUACACUUCUCAUCAUUGAUGAGCCAGUAUGAACAAAAAUUAUCUGAUCGUCACUUCGAUCCUGGAAGGAAGGUAUUUCCCAAGCAGGCAAGGCUGUGACGUUGUGAUAGAAGCCAGCUUCGACGGUGAAGUGCUAACCACAGACCCUGUGCCUCACUCCUGUCAUCCCAACUUCAAUACGGAGUUGGCGUGGGGCGUAGAUCGUCGAGGUCUUCACGUGCACAAACUUCACAGGACACCUGUGAAGCUCCAGUGUUUUGUAGUUGAGCGUUCGUCCAAAAAGAAGGACCGCGUGGGAUACGUUGUGCUCGAUAUACGCGGCAUUCCUGAGGGUGGAAGGAGUGCGAAAUGGCAUCCGUUGCUGAACAGCAAAUAUCAUGGAGCCAAGCCAGAGAUUCAUGUAGGGCUGCAUCUGGAGGAGGACACUGUUCCCGACGCGCCUUCCCUAGCCACUUCAGAGCCUGCUCGGACAGAUGUCAGGAUGCAGCGUGUGGUAGUGCAGCCAGCUGACCCAGCUGCAGACACUGACCUAUCACCUUGUCUCAACCUGAGAGACGGCUGUUACGAUAUUGGGAGGCAUCCCACAGCGCUCUACGUCUUCACCGUCACCAUUGCAUUCGCUGCAAACCUUAAACAUCUUCAAGAAAACCCUGAAAACAGACCACCAACUGGCCGUGGUGGACAAUACCAUUUCAUUUAUCACUUGCUUGGGCAUGAAGUUUCUACAGAAUCAUUCCCCAGCUUGGAAAACCCAGAAUUUCCAGCGGAGAGAGCGUCGCUGCGCAUUCGUAGCAGUGGUCCCGUGCUUCGCAAGUUUUUUGCUGCGCAUCCAACCCUUCAGGUACAGCUUGCAUCUGACGAUUCAGUGAUUGCGGAGACGGAAAUUCCUCUUGGCGACUUCUCAGCAAGCUCUCCGGAUUUCUCUGUCUCUGUGCAGGGCUUGUUUCAGCUGUGUCCUGUUCCGCACAAUGAAGAUCUGAUGAGCAGAAUAGCACCCGAGUACAGGCCCAUUGUUGGUGUCUAUGUGGAGAUUUCAGAAAAAGAGGCAAUAGGAGGCACUGCAAAUGAAACUGAUGGCAGACAGGAGGAACCAUUGUCUGAGCAACCACCUGCUCCAUCACCACCACCGCCCGCACCUGCAGCAGCUGCUGGGCAGGGGGAGAGUCCACAUCCGGCUCCACGGUCACGCAGUAGAGACUCACGGCCCCGAACACCAACGCAGCUUUUGCCGGAGAGAAGUCCCACGCAACGACCACGCCGACAGCUGGACUUCUCGCCCCCACAGAAACUCGGGCGUGCUGAAAAUCGGAGACCCACUGCCGAUGCUGCCUCCGGCCAGCCUGGUGACUUCAGGCCAGCACAAAGCAGUUCUGGCCCACGUUUACCGGAAGAUGCUGCUCCGAGCCAACAGCCUGAAGUGAUUGAUCUGACCGAUCAGAUAGACGAAGAACAAUUUCACCAUUUGUCUCUGAUGCUGGAUAUAAGAAGCCUAAACGUUUUGUCAACUCGUGGCAAGCCAAUGCAGUGUUAUGUGAGAUAUCACUACCCCUUCUUGGGUACCAGCCACGCUUUUCAGUCCCACAAAUGGACUUCCGUAGUGCCCAAUCUGAACGCAACAGUGGUUGGCGGCUUCAGCACGUACAACUUUGCUGCGACACUCAAGAUGGUCGCGUUGGCAUUUAAAGAACUUCCACUUAUGGUAGAGAUCUUCAGCCAAGCCGAGGGUGGCGAUAAGCUAUUUGGGACUGCUGAGGUUUCCUUGGCAAGUGUCCUGAGGUGUCCUGCUUCCUCUCUCCUGAAAGACAAUGGAGUGACAGGAGAAAGAAGGAUGCAGACAAGCAAAGUUUCGAUUAUGGACCCUAGAGGGCAACCUGAACUGAAAGUGAUUGGAGAGCUUCAAGCAGUUGUGUGCCUUGAUGACCUCGGUAUCACCUCUCUUCCACCCAGAGACCCGCCUAGCCAUUUGGCUGAUGCAGCCAACAAACCUCCUCCGGUACAGGCCGCAUCAGAGUCACAGGAGCGGGAAAUACUUAAAGUAAUGACAGAACUUGAGCUGUGGAAGGAGCAGCAGGAGAUUAUGUUCAGAGCCCGGUUAAAAGAAAAGGAGGAUGCCCAUCUCCGUGCUCUUACAGAGGAGUGGAAGCGGCAGGAUUUCGAGCGAGACACUGUUCUAAGGCGAAAGGCGAAACAAGAACUAGAGGAGAAGCUGAGGUCACACUUGAAAGAGAUUGAGUCACGUGAAGAAGCCCAUGCUCGGAGGGAAGCUCAGUUUGAAAAGCAAAAGUCUGAGUUCCAGUUCAUGAAGACACGCCUUCAGAAAGAAGCCAAGGAAACACUCAGACGCUCAUUAGAGGAGUAUGAGCACAUGCUGAAUAUUGAGAAAAAAAAAGUUCUUGAGCUGGAAGCUGAGAAGCAUAAGUUGAAGAGACAGAUUUCUGAACUGGAAGCCAAGCUUCAAGAGCGUGAAAGACAGUUUGAAGAAUUGAAGACCAGUCAGAGAGACGCUUUCUCGCAAGAACUCAAAGUUCAGAUCGACUACGAGAAGGCACUCACCGAGAAGGUACAAUUAUUAAAGGAACUGCAAGAAGCACUUCGUCUGAAAGAACAGUACAGAGAAAAGUGCAAUCAAGCUGAAAGCCAGCUUGCAGCUUACAAGCAACGUGUGAGGCAGACGCAACAGCAAGAACUACAAGAUCGACAUGAUGAAGUUGAAAGGCUUUAUCAACAAGCCAAGGCUCGUUAUGAAAGGGGUUCUGCAGCCAUGGCAACCUCUGAAGAUUCACAACCACUCAGCCCACCAGACGAAGGGGCCUCAUUUACGACGCCAGAGAAAACGUCGCCAACGCACUACGCGCCAACUGUGGAGGCCAUGCGAGAAAGGUUGGGAGGAUUACAGCUCUCGGGUGCAUCUUCGCAACCUUCAAGGCACGACCCUAGCUCACCCGUUGUGUUGGAACAGUCGCCACCGGGUGCCUCUGCUGCCUCUACUUCGUCGUGGAUGGAGCAUAUGCGAAGGCUCAUUGAAGAGAGAGACACCCUACUCAAAUCUGGCGUCUAUAGCAAGGAGGACGUAAUUAUUGUUGAGUUGAAUAGACGUAUUGCUGACAUUGUCAGGAAGCAUGUGUGAGCUGCUGAAGGUCAGCAGAAAAAGUUGAUAGGUAUACGAUUCCUAUUAGCUGUAUAUAUAACAGAAAAAAAAUAAGUGAGGGGGGGGAGGAAUAGAAGGAUUUAUGUGUGCGUGUAUAAUUUACAGGCACAAGCAAUCUUGUUGUUUGAAGAUGCAUAUUGUUUUUGUGCACAAGUUGCUCUUAUGGCAAGCAGUAGAUCUUACCUUACUAUGCAAAUAAGCAGAUAGUCUUGUAGCGCUGAGGGCGAUGC
This is a messenger RNA of Rhipicephalus microplus (southern cattle tick), 3524 nucleotides long. RefSeq names its product centrosomal protein of 120 kDa. Gene Ontology annotation, cellular component: centrosome. Gene Ontology annotation, biological process: regulation of cell cycle process; interkinetic nuclear migration. The record is from RefSeq and is a predicted model, not a curated record. NCBI's taxonomy places the organism in Eukaryota, Metazoa, Arthropoda, Arachnida, Ixodida, Ixodidae.